This is a messenger RNA of Frankliniella occidentalis (western flower thrips), 2304 nucleotides long. RefSeq names its product UTP--glucose-1-phosphate uridylyltransferase. Lineage: Eukaryota; Metazoa; Arthropoda; Insecta; Thysanoptera; Thripidae. The record is from RefSeq and is a predicted model, not a curated record. The transcript is spliced from 14 exons. The coding region runs from base 112 to 1968 and encodes 618 amino acids. Gene Ontology annotation, biological process: glycogen metabolic process; UDP-alpha-D-glucose metabolic process. Gene Ontology annotation, cellular component: cytoplasm. Gene Ontology annotation, molecular function: UTP:glucose-1-phosphate uridylyltransferase activity.
UGCCAGCUGCGGUCCGCCCGCUUGUCGUUGGGUAGGCAGACCCGCGGCGCACCCCUGCAUCACACCUCGACUGUUGCCUACCGCGCCAGGCGCUCCCCAGGCCCUGAUGCAAUGGCUGGCACGCCCGGAAAGCCAGUGCUCACGCUGGUGAUUUUCUUCGCGCUCCUGGUCGCUUUCGCAGUGGCUGACGGGCUGCAGGAUUCCAAACAAGCAGGAGAGUGGACGACAGGCCACACCUCGGCUGAACGCGCAAGGAGAACAGUGCGUGGCUGUGACGAUGCUCGCGGCGAGCUGAGACCAGAAAUGCAGCACCCUUACAGCGCAGCCGUGGUGGACGGCAUUGUCAAGCACAUCAACAUGAGGCUUACUGAUCUCAAGAGCCAGAAGGUGCCCUAUGGACCUGAACCUUACCGUACACGAACCCAAACGGCAUGGAUGCUGAAUAUGCAUGCCAAGAACAAAAUGCGUGGUCACCAGCGGGUGCCGUCAGGGUCCCGGGAGUUCAAGGAGCUCACGAAGCGCGACGCGCAGACCCAGCUGGCUCACGAGCUAGAGGGGCUGCUGGCCACCACCGUCGACGACGAGACCAAGCGCUCCGUGGAGCAGGAGUUCCAGGGCUUCAAGCGGCUCUUCGAGCGUUUCCUGCUCGACAAGGACUCUACCAUCUCCUGGGAUCGGAUCCAGAAGCUGCCCGAGAAUGCGGUUCGCGACCACAGCACGCUUAAGGAGCCCGCGUCCGAGCAGCUGCACGCGAUGCUCAACAAGCUGGUCGUCGUCAAGCUCAACGGUGGCUUGGGCACCUCUAUGGGCUGCCACGGCCCCAAGUCCGUGAUCCCCGUGCGCUCCGAGCUCACCUUCCUCGACCUGACUGUCCAGCAGAUUGAGUACCUGAACAAGAAGUACCAAGUUGACGUCCCGCUCGUCUUGAUGAACUCGUUCAACACCGAUGCCGACACGCAGAAGAUCGUGCGCAAGUACCGCGGCCUGCAGGUGAAGAUCUACACGUUCAACCAGAGCUGCUACCCGCGCAUCAACAAGGAGUCGCUCAUGCCCAUCGCGCGGAACUGCGACGUGGAGAACGACAUCGAUGCGUGGUAUCCUCCUGGUCACGGCGACUUUUACGAGAGCUUCAAAAACUCUGGUCUUUUGAAGAAAUUCCUAGAGGAGGGUCGGGAGUAUGUUUUUAUUUCGAAUAUAGAUAAUCUUGGUGCAACUGUUGAUCUGAGCAUUGCUGAUCUGCUUCUCCACACCGAUGAGAAAUCACCAGAGUUUGUGAUGGAAGUGACAGAUAAAACACGUGCUGAUGUUAAAGGUGGUACUCUCAUUCAAUAUGAGAAUAAGCUCAGGCUUCUUGAAAUAGCACAAGUUCCGAAAGAGCAUGUAGAGGACUUUAAAUCUGUUAAGACCUUCAAAUUCUUCAACACCAACAAUCUUUGGGUUAAACUUAGUGCCAUUGACAGAGUAUUGUCUGAAAAUUCUAUGAAUAUAGAAAUUAUUGUGAACAACAAAUCCCUUGAUAACGGUCUUAACGUUAUACAGUUAGAAACAGCUGUUGGUGCAGCUAUGAAGUCCUUUGAAGGAGGCAUAGGUAUUAAUGUUCCUCGCCGAAGAUUCCUUCCUGUGAAAAAGACAUCUGACUUGUUGCUGGUUAUGAGCAAUCUCUACAGCUUGCAGAAUGGGUCUCUUGUUAUGAACCCUGAAAGGAUGUUCCUCACAACUCCUCUUGUUAAACUUGGAGAUAACCACUUUGCAAAGGUCAAGGAGUUUCUAGCCAGAUUUGCAAACAGCCCGAAUAUUAUUGAGUUGGAUCAUCUCACUGUGUCGGGUGAUGUUACAUUUGGAAGAGGAGUUGUGUUGAAGGGAACUGUUAUUAUCAUUGCCAAUCAUGGAGACAGAAUUGAUAUUCCAGCCGGAGCUGUUCUUGAAAACAAAAUUGUAUCAGGAAAUCUUAGAAUCUUGGAUCACUAAAUCUCUAAUACUGUUUUAGAAAUUUGCUAUUGUUAUAAUUGUUAGUCAAGCUUAUAAGCUAUUUAAAUAUGAACUGGUAGCUUCCCGUGUGCUGUAUCCUAAAAGGCUUCACACCAGUCUUUUGUUUGUUUUUCUUUUAAAGUGUUUUUUGUUUUACAAAUUGUAAUUUUUAUAGAUCUUUUAAAGUUGUUAAAUUUUUUAAAUAUGUUAUAUCGUAUCCUAGUAUGUCAACUUUGAUUCGUCAUUUCUAUGAGGUUUUUUAAUUGAAUCACAAGCAAAUCGUUUUGUCAAGUAUUACAAGUGUGUGUACAAUGAAAAUAAAUAUGUAUUUUGUUA